Messenger RNA from Neogale vison (American mink), 2141 nucleotides. It is a transcript of the gene KMT5A, whose product is annotated as lysine methyltransferase 5A. The record is from RefSeq and is a predicted model, not a curated record. Lineage: Eukaryota; Metazoa; Chordata; Mammalia; Carnivora; Mustelidae. The transcript has 7 exons. Gene Ontology annotation, molecular function: protein binding; histone H4K20 methyltransferase activity. The coding region runs from base 280 to 1167 and encodes 295 amino acids.
UCCUGGGAGGCUGCGUUGAAUUGAGAGGGGCCAGGCUUGGGCACACUGAAGGCUCAGGCAGUCCUGACAAGUCCUCCCGGUUGCCUUCAGACCCAGAAGUGGUUAAUCAGAUUCCCUGAGGCCUGUUUCUGGGCUAAGAGUUCCCGAAGCUCCUGCCAGGGGAGUUAGCUCCUGCACACAGGCCGGCCCAUCAAAUUCUGCAAUUGUUCAGUCCGGGUCAUUCCGACCUCUCUGCUCCUGGAGAAUGUAUUUACCGGGCAAUCAAAGAUCUAUUCCUACAUGAGCCCCAACAAAUGCUCUGGAAUGCGUUCCCCCCUUCAGGAAGAGAACUCAGUUGCACAUCACGAAGUCAAAUGCCAGGGGAAGCCAUUAGCAGGACUCUACAGGAAACGAGAAGAGAAGAGAAACAGUGGGAACGCAGUACGGAGCGCCAUGAAGUCCGAGGAACAGAAGCUCAAAGACGCCAGGAGGGGUCCCCUGGCACCUUUUCCAAACCAAAAAUCCGAAGCAGCAGAACCUCCAAAAACUCCGACCUCUUCUUGUGAUCCUGCCAUUGCCGCCAUCGCCAAGCAAGCCCUGAAAAAGCCCGUCAAGGGCAAACAGGCCCCGCGGAAGAAAGCUCAAGGGAAGACCCAGCAGAAUCGCAAACUCACGGAUUUCUACCCGGUGCGGAGGAGCUCCAGGAAGAGCAAAGCUGAGCUGCAGUCUGAAGAAAGGAAAAGAAUAGACGAGUUGAUUGAAAGCGGGAAGGAAGAAGGAAUGAAGAUUGACCUCAUCGACGGCAAGGGCAGGGGAGUGAUCGCCACCAAGCAGUUCUCCCGGGGCGAGUUUGUGGUCGAGUACCACGGGGACCUCAUCGAGAUCACCGACGCCAAGAAGCGGGAGGCUCUGUACGCCCAGGACCCAUCCACAGGCUGCUACAUGUACUAUUUUCAGUAUCUGAGCAAAACCUACUGCGUGGAUGCGACUCGAGAGACAAAUCGCCUGGGAAGACUGAUCAAUCACAGCAAAUGCGGGAACUGCCAGACCAAACUGCACGACAUCGACGGCGUGCCUCACCUCAUCCUCAUCGCCUCCCGCGACAUCAAGGCUGGGGAGGAGCUCCUGUAUGACUAUGGGGACCGCAGCCGGGCUUCCAUCGAAGCGUACCCCUGGCUGAAGCAUUAACCUCCCCCCCCUUCUUCCAUGGACAAAGUGCCCUCAAAGGGAAUUGAUUUUUUUUUUUUUUUUACACACUUAAUCUUAGCAGAUUACUUCAGAUGUUUUUAAAAAGUAUAUUAAGAUGCCUUUUCACUGUAGUAUUUAAAUAUCUGUUACAGGUUUCCAAGGUGGACUUGAACAGAUGGCCUUAUAUUACCAAAACUUUUAUAUUCUAGUUGUUUUUGUACCUUUUUUGCAUACAAGUCACACGUUCGUGCUUCCCGUGCAUGCAGUCAGAGACGCAGCACAGGUUGUAGAGGAAAGAGUGAACAUGAACUCGGAAGCUGGGUGACUCCCGCCUCCCACCGAAGAGCCAGGACUCUCCUCCCCACACCCCUCGGGCCAUGGGCGGGUGACGCCGCCUCCCGGGCCCGGCCUGGGUGUUCCCAAGCUCUUGUUUUCCUGACGUCUGGACAGGCGCACAUGGAAGUGUAUGAAUAUUUUUUAAAAAAGGUUUCGCAGUAAGCUAGUCUUCCCCUCUGCUUUCUCGAAAGCUUACUGACCCUGUGGCCCCCAGGCGCGGGCCAGGCCUAGGUUUACUCUUCCACAGGCUGCCGCUUUUCUGGGCACCUCGAAGCAUCAGGGCGGGUAAUCAGAGUAGAUGUGGGCAGGGAAAAGCAUUGCUUGCUCACCCUGCUGGGGCAGGGUUUCCCAAAACUGGGUUAAUUCUUUAUAGAAAUGUGAACACUGAAUUUAUUUUAAAAAAGAAUAAUAAUAAAAAGUAAAAAAAUGUAAAAAAGACAAAAAAAAAGAAAAAACCACAGAAAACAACUUACAUGUAUAUAGGUCUUGAAGUGAGUGGCUGCGUUUUUCUUCUUUCUUUCCUUCUUUCUUCUUCUUCUUUUUUUUUUUUUUUUUUGGUUUUGGGUUUUUUUGGUUUUUGUAGAGGAGAUUUGAGAAGGUACUCUAUUCUAAUCAAAAAUAAAAGUUUUGUAGCGGGA